ACUGGAAUUCUCUCAAACCUGCUCAUAGGUCCACCACUUCAGACUGGCAGGUGAUGUUUCAGACAGAUGACGAGCAGUUGCCGCCAAUAAACAUCUCAGACGCUCGUAAGCAGGGAUAUGCGUUUCUCUUCACUGAAGGAAGGCUGGUAUUUCGUGCUCCGUAUGGACAACCUGAGUCAUUCAGCACUGAGGUCAAUGGUGUUCCAGUAGAAGCAGUACAUGCAACUAUAUUCUCCAGACAAAGCUGGGUUGUCCUCAUGGUUGACCUUGUGGCUGCUUGCUCCAUGGAUGAAGGCUUGUAUCAUGAAAGCGGCUACAUGAUGUGGGAGACUCCUGAGAUGCUGUACCCAAAUAUAGAUGGCCAACAAAUCAACGUUGGUCUCAAGGGUGAACUUGUUGCCCAGCCAGUUGCAGAGGAGAGGGGCUACAUUGUGGGGAAGCAGAACAACACAAUCCAGAUCUGCAUUCCCGAAAAUGCUGAAGGACGAUACAGGAAGAGUGCUGUGGAGGACGAUCUCUACGAGUUUUAUGUCUAUCAUCUCUACUUGGAACAAAUCCUGGUGGAUGAGGAUCGUGUAGAAACCAGGAUCCGCUCCCUCAGGACUUUGGCCACUCCCCUGCUGCCAAGCCCCAUCUUCGCUGAAAACCAAACUGUUCUUGAAGAAAACAUGUUCACGGUGUACCUCGGAGACGUCCCUGAAGACGUACAGUUGGCUGCUGUUCAUUUGAAUGGACAAGAAUUUACAGUGCCCUUAAGCGUAAGCAGUUUCAUUAUCACAAAAGUUGUUCAUCCCAACAACACUCAUGGCUACAAACUGAAGGUGCCUUUUGAAGACCCUGUCGUCCUGCAACAGUUCUCUAAAACAGAUGCUCUUCAUUAUAUACUCAACAUCAACUACACACUGACAGUUUUGCCUGAAAAGGACCUUUAUUACCACAUGGAAUCUGUUGUAGCAUUGGUCACAGAUGUCUCUCCUCCGCAAUUUGAUGCUGUCUGCACGGAGUCUGGCAUCAGCUUCAAGCUGGACCACCGGCCUUUUGACUACCUGUGGGAGAUCACUAUCGACUCAGACCUGCUGACAUCAGAGCUGGCAGACCAGCACGGCUACACCAUGAUCAACGAUAGCAACAGUCUGCUGCUCGAGGUGCCGCUCUUCUCUCACGGCUACGAGUACAAGAACGUAUCCUUGAAGGGAUUCUUUGGCACUUUUGAAAUCAUCAUGCGGGAUCUUGAAACAUCAGAGGUCCAGGGAUCGACUAUCAAGACUUGUCCGUUCUCUACUACAGAACUCAUUAUGUGUUCGACUGAUGGGAGGAUAACUGUGGUGGCUGACUUGGCUCUGGCCAUCCCAAAUGGAGGCAAUCCUGCUAGAACCAACCUGAGAGACAAAUACUGUGGCCCCAAAGAGACAGACGGCAGCAGGGCUCUGUUCUCUUUCUCUCUCACCAGCUGUGGAUCCACAGUCAAGCUCAACAGUGAAAAUGUGACCUAUGAAAAUGAGAUUUUCUAUAGCAAGAAGUUCCUCAGACCUAGCAAGGUUGUUUCCGAUAAUGCUAAGGAAAGGGUGACAAUGCAGUGUACCUAUCCUCUCUCUGGUCUCCUUCGACUCUUCUCAGUGCACAGAUUUGAGUCCGAUGCAGCUGGAAUCGGCAGCCUCCUCCAUACCACACAUCCUGCAGCAGAUCUGCAGAGUCCCACAAUCCAGCCCACUUCAGCUCUUACAACUACACUUGCUACAACCACACUUGCUGCCACAAGACGAGCUACAGGAUCAUACAAGCCUGCCCUCCACCCUCCUUCUCGCUAUGUCAAAGUGACUAGGUUUCGAUAUCCGGCCAACGCUAGGUUUCGAUAUCUGGCCAACGCUAUGAAUAAAGGAGUUCGACAAUCCUUGCAGACAAAGCUUAAUGCUGCCCAUAUUUGAAGGAAGUAUAAUUUUUAAAUUGGUCAUUUUGGAAUUUAAUAAAGCUGUUUUCUUAAA
Messenger RNA from Gymnodraco acuticeps, 1982 nucleotides. RefSeq lists its product as uncharacterized. Bases 54 to 1925 code for a protein of 623 amino acids. The record is from RefSeq and is a predicted model, not a curated record. The transcript has 13 exons. NCBI's taxonomy places the organism in Eukaryota, Metazoa, Chordata, Actinopteri, Perciformes, Bathydraconidae.